AUGUCGUACAAUGUCUAUCGAGUUUCUUAUGCCGGUCUUCCCCGGGAUCAUCAUGCUAUCUUCGUCGAGAUGAACAAGGACCAGUCUGGUCAUAUAUUUCAGGUCACUGGUGACAUACAAAACGGCAUGAGACAUGACGACAAACCUGCCAAAAAGCCGGAGGAGUCAGGGACCUACCAAGGCAAAGCACACAUUGGAAAGGUUGCCGCAGGGGAUUUUGAUAGCAUCAAGCGAAUUUGCGAAAGUAUUCCUCCGCCCAAAAAACAAUUUGAGGGACCUCGGAAAAUAUAUCCAAAUGAACCUCUUCGCCGCUGCCAGGAGUGGACGCAAGAAGCCAUAAGUGCUUUGGUUACUAAAGGAAUUCUCAAGAAUUAA
Messenger RNA from Penicillium diatomitis, 375 nucleotides. RefSeq lists its product as uncharacterized. The transcript has a single exon. NCBI's taxonomy places the organism in Eukaryota, Fungi, Ascomycota, Eurotiomycetes, Eurotiales, Aspergillaceae. The record is from RefSeq and is a predicted model, not a curated record. The coding region runs from base 1 to 375 and encodes 124 amino acids.